AUGGCGCCAAGAUUCCGUGCCGACCAGGUGGGAUCUCUCAUCCGGCCGCAAGCCUUGCUAGCUUUGCACAAGACCGCCUCCGAAGGCAUACCUCUUGCAACUACUUCCAGCGAAGAAACUAAGAUGAACCUUCAAUCAGCGACAGCGAAGGCCAUAGCAGAUGUUGUGCAGAAGCAGUUGGACUUAUGCAUCCGUCCCAUCACCAGCGGAGAGUAUGAGCGAUCGGUGUUCUACGAGGGGUUCUUCGAGAAGCUUCGUGGAAACGAGCUUCGUAAUGUUCGUGUACCGGAAGACUUUCGUCCUAAUUUACCGAUCUCCGAGAGCUUAGUGAAGGCUGGAAUACAGGAAACGCCGGCAAGUAUUACUACGGGAAAGAUUGAGCACGUGGAGCCCGCGUAUUUGCAUGUUUGGGAGAUGUUGAAGAAGGGUGUGCCGCAAGAACACUGGAAAGACUGCAAGAUCGCGUUGCCAUCACCUACAUGGCAGCAUGUUUGGCUCUCGAAGGGCCGGACAUAUUCUUCAGACGUUUAUUCCUCAGAUCAAGAAUACUUCGCCGACCUAACUGCUGCUUAUCGAGCCGAGAUCAGGAUACUCUACGAUGCAGGUCUGCGAAACUUGCAGGUUGAUGAUCCGCAAUUGCUGUACUUCAUCUUGGAGAGCUUUACGGACGGCCUUCGAAGCGAGGCAGUUGAUCCGUCUGAGCUGCUCGAUACCUACAUAUGGGCUCUUAAUGAGGUCGUGAGGGACCGUCCCGAGGAUCUGUAUGUUGGCGUUCACAUUUGCAGGGGCAAUAUCCCUGGCUCGAAUACUGGUGUCUUGGAAGGUUCAUACGAAAGUAUCGCGGAGAAGCUAUUUCGAGAGCUCGAUUAUGAUACUUUCUACCUCGAGUUCGAUGAUGCUAGAUCUGGCUCUUUCGAACCGUUGAGAUUUUUGCCUCAGGGGAAAACUGUCACUCUCGGUUUGAUCUCCACUAAGACACCAGAACUAGAAGACUUGGAUGAGUUGAGGAGGCGUGUUCAAGAUGCGGCUACUGUUAUCGCCUCUGGGCAAAAGAGAACGACGGGAGAAGUUCUUGAAGACUCAUUGGCGGUCAGUCCUCAAUGCGGUUUUGCGAGUGCUCACCAUGGGAAGAAUGUUGGGUCCGAGGAGCGGAUGUGGGACAAGCUGGUGCUCGUUCGUGACUUGGCAAGAAGCAUAUGGUCAGGCUCUUCCUAA
Messenger RNA from Didymosphaeria variabile, 1215 nucleotides. RefSeq lists its product as uncharacterized. Lineage: Eukaryota; Fungi; Ascomycota; Dothideomycetes; Pleosporales; Didymosphaeriaceae. The record is from RefSeq and is a predicted model, not a curated record. Bases 1 to 1215 code for a protein of 404 amino acids. The transcript has a single exon. Gene Ontology annotation, molecular function: zinc ion binding; 5-methyltetrahydropteroyltriglutamate-homocysteine S-methyltransferase activity.